AUGCCUAAAGAUAGGUCUUCAGUAGUUAAGCAGUCUGCUACUUCAAGUCUUACUUUUUAUUGUAUGGUAAAUGCCACACCUACCUGCCUUUCCACUUCGCCUCAAUUGGUGACUCGAGUCAACCCCAACUUUAUUGUUGGAGGUGGAGAAUCUUUUGCAACUAGGCUAUCCUUCCAUGAUGUUAAAAGGAUAUUGGAGAGGGUUGAUUAUUUGAAUGCCUUUUGUCCUGGAAGACCAAUUGACACUGACAGAUUAAAAAUUCUCCGAACAAGGUUGUCUCAAUUACCACUUGAAGAACGUGUUAGAACUCGGCUUCUUGAGGGGCCUCCAAUUCAUCGUUUUGAUGCUUUAAAGCACCUAGCGCUAGAUAAUUCUGCUGAUGAGAUUAUAAGAGUCCUCCAAAUACAUGCACAAUUAGUUCAAGGAUUGUGGGUUCCAAAAAGUUCAUUAGUCUAUGGAACGAAUAGUGGAGUUGAAGUUUUAGCGAGGAAUUUCGUUCUGUACGAGUUUACCAAGGGUAUCUUAAUUAAAAAGUCAGUUUUUGGCAGGAGGCCUGAAUUCCUUAAAGCUGCGACACCAGCACUAAAAUCAUUAGCUGUCGAGAGGCCUGACCUGAAUGAUUGGAAGCUCAAAGAGCAUCCUGACAAGAAAUUUGAAAACCUUUAUGGUGAUGUUGUGAGAGAGAAGCAAGCUACCUGGGAGUGCUUGGGGAAACAGAUCAAUGAUGUUUUGCCUGGAGGAAGAAACAGGCCUACUAUGAAGAAUCCUUUAAACCCUAAUGCCGACAUUCCUGCAUUGCCAAGUGGUGAUAAGCCCACUUCUAGCUCACUUUUGAGAACAUCUAUGUCCGAAGAAAUUCGAGAAGCUUUGCCAAAGGCGCUUCAAGAAGUUUUUAGAACUUAUAAGGUUUGCAGUUUCCAACAAAUCCGCCAAGGUCUGCGAAAACUUGGAGUUUCUAAGUCAUAUCCUCCAAAGGGAGCUCCAAGGAAAGCUAUAACUGCAUCCAUUGAUGUUUUUGAUGCACCUCAAGAGGAGAUACAGGCAGUGAUUAAUCAGGUUGCUGUAAACAUCCAUGGUGUCUAUGUUUUGAAGUCGUCGCCAGAUAAUCCACAGUAUGACACAUUGAGGAAAGUUGUAAUUGAUCUUUUUAUGGCUGAAGGACCGAGUGCCAAGCUAAAGAAAGCAUCUGUAACUGAAGCUGCCAAGUUGCAACUGAAUAGGGAUAUUACCAAUGUUGAGUUUCUAAAGGUUAUGAAGGAACUAUGUCAUUCAGAAAAAUCAGCAUGGGUUUUGAGAAGUGGCGACGGCAAGCCUGAAUAGUCUGCUACCUUUAAAUCAUGUUGUACAGGUCAUGGAAAGUAAGUACAUGUUAGUUGCGGAAAUUCUCGAUAACAAGCAGGAAGAAAGCUUUGCUUGAGGUUUCCCUUUACAUAAUUGUUUAGUUUUCAGGUUAUACGAGUUGAGCUCGUUGGUAGGAAACGUUUUGCAUUGCAAAUCUAGUAGAAAAUUUAGGAGAUAUUACUCUAUCAGAAGAUAUUGUAGAGAUUUACUUCUUUCCUUUAGUCACUCAAGGAGUUCUAAGUUGGUUCUA
Molecule: messenger RNA, 1591 nt
Organism: Solanum tuberosum (potato)
Lineage: Eukaryota; Viridiplantae; Streptophyta; Magnoliopsida; Solanales; Solanaceae
Exons: 8
Coding region: 1-1320 (439 amino acids)
Biological process (GO): tRNA transcription by RNA polymerase III
Cellular component (GO): RNA polymerase III complex; nucleus
Source: RefSeq, a predicted model, not a curated record